CCUUUUUGGUGCCGUUUUCAGCUAUAUAUAUAUAUUUAUAUAUAUAUAUAUAUAUCUAUAUAUAUGUAAGUCUGUUUUGUCCGCGACUGUUUCAGUUGGCUACAGGGGAGAGAGUGCGCGAGUAGAGAGCGCCGCUUUGUCGCUCUCAGUGAGUGUAGCAUGGAUGAGAUCCGUGUGUAAUUGUCGGGGACAUCGGCUUUGUUCGUGUUCCGCGUUUCCUACAGUUUCGAGUUUGUAGUGUCCAGGAGCUUCCGUGUGUGUCGUUCGGCAGGUGCAGGUUGUAAGCGAGGAGUGGAGGCGGAGGAGAGAAAUUUGUGUGGGGGCUCCAAAGCGGGGGAAAGAUUACCGUUGUGUCGGGAUUUGGAGUCGGAUGUUGCAUUCGUGGAUCAGUCGUGGUUUCAGACACGACUGACAGAGGGUUACGCCAGUUUUUUCCUGUUGAUCGUACUCGUAGUGAGUCGCUGACGAGAGGCUACGCUACCAGCAGAUUCCGUUCGCUUGCGCUUAUGUCGGGACAAAACUCUAUACUCGAUCAAUCAACAUACGCACAAUCGCCAGUCACAGCUACGGUCAAGAACCAACAACUUUCUCGCUGAAGUUCCGACAAAAGACUGGAAACUGGAUUAGGCUUAGUUUUAUGUUCAUGAGCGCAACAACUUCGUUUCAACGUGUCGACAGUACUUAGUUUUGCAGCGACAAGAAGAUGGAUAACGGUCAGGAGUUGGGCGUUAGAGCGUUAAAAGUGCAAGGCAUUUUCAAUCAGUUCGAUAGAAACCAAGAUGGUUUUCUCAACAGGAAUGAAAUGGCCAGCUUGGUGAUCGCUGUCAAUCCCCGGGUGAAGUUCAGUAAAGAGCAGAUCGAAGCCAUUCUUGACGAAGUAUUCAGAACGUAUGGGGAGUUUAUUGAUGGUAACAGGGGUUUGAGCUUUGAGGGCUUGCUGCGAACUUACGAUGACGGAGCUGGUGACGUGGACAGGGACUUCGAUGCCCUGGGAUUACAGUUGCCUGAGAAACCGGCGCCGUUAUCUACUCCACAGAGAGAAGUUCCAAUUGGAGUGCUUGCGGGUAACAAUGUUGAAGCACGCAAUGCUGGUUCUACUCAUCCUACGGCAGCUCUAGUCACAGAAUCCUCUCCCUCAGUAAUGAAAUCCCCACCGUCGAUUGUAAAUGAAAGCUCAGGCCAGGUGAGCAGGCGCAUGUCCCGGGUGCCUGAAUGGGCCAAGUCUGCGAACAAUGGUAUUCAGUAUGAGGAUACGUGGAGGCUGAUAGAGGACUUGGAGGUUCUGCUGAAGAGGCGGGAGACUAAGAUCGAGGGGAAGCGGAAGCAGAGAGCGGACAAGAAAGGGGCUGGACUAAAUGGUUUGGGCUCUACGGACUGGGAAGAUGGUACAGAGCAAGGCGAAGGGGCAGGGAUGAAGCGUGGGGAGGGAGAGCUAGGGACCGAUUUUGGUGUUUUCAAGAAGGACCUUCAGGAAUUGCGUGAGAGGGUGGGGAAAGUGCACACCCCAGAUGAAGCAUUUGAUGGUCACAUGGCUAUGGGGAAGAGUCUAUUUGAGCGUGAGUGGCUUGAACAAGCGCUAAUUAGCUUCCAGCUGGCAGUUCAGCUGAAGCCGCAGGAUGUGCGGGCUCACUUCCUAGUGGGUAAUUCUCUUUACUCUCUGGGUCGGUACGAGGAGGCCAGGACGUCGUAUCAGAAGGCUCUCGAGGCAGGGGAAGAGAACGCUCAGGAAUGGCAGGGUAUUCUUCCACAGGUACAUGUUAACCUCGGAAUUGCCCUGGAGGGGGAAGGUAUGUUGAUGUGUGCAUGUGAUCAUUAUCGUGAGGCAGCAAUACUGAACCCUCGCCAUUACCGAGCAUUAAAAUUAUUGGGAAGUGCCCUUUUUGGAUUGGGUGAAUAUAGAGCUGCCCAAAAAUGUCUUGAGGAGGCAUUGGUUCUGAAACCAGAUUAUACAGAUGCUCAUUGUGAUCUUGGUUCAGCUCUGCAUGCAUUACAUGAUGACGAGCAGGCCAUUUUGGAGUUUCAGAAGACUAUUGAUUUGAAUCCUAACCACGUGGAUGCGCUGUACAAUCUGGGUGGACUAUUGAAAGACUCUGGAAGGUAUGAAAGAGCUGCUGAAAUGUAUGCCAAGGUGAUUCAGCUAAGGCCCCGUGAUUGGAGGGCGCAGCUCAACCGAGCAGUCUCCUUGUUGGGAGCUGGUGAACAAGAAGACUCUAGGAAGGCUUUCAAGGAGGCUUUUAGAAUGACUAACCGCUUGGAUAUUUAUGAUGCUAUCAAGCAUCUGAAGCAGAGGAAAAACAUAACUGCAUUUGCCGCAAAUGCAGAGCAGAGUGCUACUGGUCGGCGCACUCUUACUCAUGAGCCUAGCUUUAUUCAGGUGGAUAGAACCAAAUUCAGGCAGGCGAACAACAACACAACCCCCCGGGAGUAUUUGGAGUGUGCACUCAACAUUCGCAAAUUUCAGAAACACACGAGGCUGGUCUCCUGCGAUAUUAGCACUUUGUCAGCAGCGAUAGACAGAAGUGGAUAUCUACGUGCCAACGAAAAAUUUGGUGCCGCACCCACUCAAAACGAGAAAGUAGUUCGCAAAGCUGAGUUAGAGAAGAUAUUACCUGGGGUUCUCCAAGUUCACAAUCCAGAUACUUUUCAGAGUGCUGUAAGGGCCAUAAACGAGCGCAUCCUGUCUGUUCUAGACCGAAGUGGGUCAGGAAGAGUCGACGUUGGCAUGUUUUUUGCAGUGUUAGCUCCUCUCUGUGGAGGUCCAGUGGAAAAGAGGAAGCGUCUGGUUUUUGAUGUUCUCAGACGGCGGGUAUCACAUCCAAGGGAGGGCGUUGCUCCCAAUGCAGAUGUAAAAUACUACAUGAAAUUACUGCGAGCAAUCUAUCUUCCUACUCAGGGCACAAGUGAAUUGGCAGAGGUGCAUGGCGAAGACGACAAGGUGCAGGUCUCAUUCCCAGAGUUCAGGGGCAUGUUUGACGAUCCCAACUGGGGUUUCGGCAUCUUGAGCACUUUGGUGAAGCUCGAACAGGUCGACCGUGUACGUCACAACGGUGUCUUAUGCGGCGCCUGCGAUUACGUCAUCGUUGGGCCUAGGUUCAAAGAAAUCACCAAAAAGUUCAACCUGUGUUCCACUUGCUACAGUGAAGGAAAGGUCCCAGCUCAUGUGAAACUGGAUGAGUAUGUAUUUAAGGAAUAUAGCACUGAAGCCGAAGGCACUUGGGGUCGGUUCAACUUCUUUGGUAGUAGUAAGCAACUAAAUGCACAAGCGCAAGCUGUUUAAGCGGUAGGGGCUUCCACUUCAUCUCACAUUUUUGUUCGAGUAACAAUUCACGUCACUGGUGGAUAUACGGGUUAUAAGCGAACAGGAAUUUUUCAGUAUAUAAGAUCAAUAGAGGACUUCUGAAGAAGUGCUUGUGGACGGGAAACCUAGUGGAGUGGAAAGGAGAGAAUUCUGGGUAUCUACUGGACAAUUCACUGUCACGGAUUGGAUUUUGGAGGUAAUCUUGUUGAACCUUGGCGUGCUUGUUUCUCUCCAAUGGGGAAGGGCUGUGAUCCUACAGGCAGUGAGUGCGAAGGACCAAGUGAACGAUAUUACGGGUUUGGUUUUAGCUCUGAGACUGGUAGUGUUAGCUUCAUGUAGAUGGUCAUGUUCUAGAUUAGUUUUGUGUAUAGAUGGUUUCUGCCUCGAUAAGAUCGAUUUGCACAAUUAUUUGCGCCAAUCACAUUCUGAUUGAGUUGUGUCUUUUUAUAGAGGUCUGCUUCUGUAAAACUUGUACUCAUCAUGUUUAAAAUUAUCAAGCUUGAGAGUAUUGAUUUCUGCCAGUAGUUUAUCCCUUUUUUGUAACACGCUAAAACCGAAAUAAAGUGUGUUGUUGUUUAAUGGA
This is a messenger RNA of Physcomitrium patens, 3881 nucleotides long. The record is from RefSeq and is a predicted model, not a curated record. Lineage: Eukaryota; Viridiplantae; Streptophyta; Bryopsida; Funariales; Funariaceae.